This is a messenger RNA of Gracilinanus agilis (Agile Gracile Mouse Opossum), 5344 nucleotides long. It is a transcript of the gene DIP2C, whose product is annotated as disco interacting protein 2 homolog C. The transcript is spliced from 37 exons. Lineage: Eukaryota; Metazoa; Chordata; Mammalia; Didelphimorphia; Didelphidae. The coding region runs from base 622 to 5322 and encodes 1566 amino acids. The record is from RefSeq and is a predicted model, not a curated record.
GCAGCAGCAACAGCAGCAGGAGCAGCAAUAGCAAUAACAGCCACCGCUGCAGCCCGGAGGAAGCGAGCGCGAGCUUGAGCUAGAGCCAGAGCCAGAGCCAGAGCCAGAGCCCGAGCCCGAGCCCGAGCCCGAGCCCGAGCCCGAGCUAGAGUCAGGCGGUGGCUGCAGCGAGCGGGAGUCGGGAGCCGACGCCAGGACAGUGCCGAGCCCGGCGGCGCCUUGGGCUGGGGGGGAGGGUUAGGGAGGGGGGCGGCUAGCCUUGGAAGUCACCUGAGGUUGCAACCUUCCCUCCCGGUUUGCCACCGAGGAGACCUACGGACAGAGGGAGGCCGACAUGGCGGGGCUCCACUGAAGGAAGCCGUCAGGGAGGAGAGGAGGGGGGAGAGAAGAAGAAGAAAAAAAAUCCCUGCAUUUCCUCCUCCUCCUCCUCCUCCUGCUCCUCCUGCUCCCACACACCAUCCCUUCUGCUGUGACUCCUCGUCCUCCCCCGGCGUCCUCCUCCUCCUCUAUGCAUUGCUAAAACGGCGCAAGGACUGCAUCAGGAGGAAAAAAAAUCUCUUGCAAACAAAGAGAGAAAGAGGGAGCGAGCGAGGGUGGGGGGUGGAAAUCUCCUAGGCGAGUAUGGCGGACCGCAGCUUGGAAAGCAUGUCUUUGCCCCUGGAGGUGAGAGCCCGUUUGGCCGAGCUGGAGCUGGAACUAUCGGAAGGUGACAUCACACAGAAAGGCUAUGAAAAGAAGAGAUCAAAAUUAAUUGGAGCCUAUCUGCCACAACCUCCAGGGGUGGAUCAGGCCCUGCCACAAGAACGCCGGACUCCCGUCACCCCCUCCUCCUCCUCAAGGUACCACCGCCGCCGGUCCUCGGGGUCCCGGGAUGAACGUUAUCGAUCAGAUGUUCAUACAGAAGCUGUCCAAGCGGCCCUUGCUAAACACAAAGAAAGAAAAAUGGCAGUGCCGAUGCCCUCUAAACGCCGGUCCCUGGUUGUACAGACCUCAAUGGAUGCCUACACACCUCCAGACACCUCUUCUGGUUCAGAGGAUGAAGGCUCUGUACAAGGUGACUCCCAGGGUACCCCCACCUCCAGCCAGGGCAGCAUCAACAUGGAACACUGGAUCAGCCAAGCCAUCCAUGGCUCAACGACCUCCACCACGAGUUCUUCUUCCACACAAAGUGGAGGCAGUGGGGCUGCCCACAGGCUGGCCGACGUCAUGGCUCAGACGCACAUAGAAAAUCAUUCCGCACCUCCUGAUGUUACCACUUACACCUCAGAGCACUCAAUACAAGUUGAAAGACCUCAAGGAUCAACAUCAUCACGGACAGCACCAAAGUAUGGAAAUGCUGAACUCAUGGAGACUGGGGAUGGAGUACCUGUGAGCAGCCGAGUGUCGGCAAAGAUUCAACAGCUGGUCAAUACCCUCAAACGGCCCAAACGACCUCCGUUACGAGAAUUCUUUGUAGAUGAUUUUGAGGAAUUGUUAGAAGUUCAACAACCAGAUCCAAACCAACCAAAGCCAGAAGGAGCACAGAUGUUGGCAAUGCGUGGAGAACAGUUGGGCGUGGUAACAAAUUGGCCGCCAUCAUUAGAAGCAGCAUUACAACGAUGGGGGACCAUUUCACCAAAGGCCCCUUGCCUAACCACUAUGGACACAAAUGGAAAACCACUGUACAUUCUUACUUAUGGUAAACUGUGGACAAGGAGUAUGAAGGUUGCUUACAACAUUCUACAUAAAUUAGGUACAAAACAAGAACCCAUGGUGCGACCUGGAGACAGAGUAGCACUGGUAUUCCCUAACAAUGACCCUGCUGCUUUCAUGGUUGCCUUUUACGGCUGCUUACUGGCUGAAGUUGUUCCUGUCCCUAUUGAAGUGCCACUUACCAGAAAGGAUGCAGGAAGCCAACAGAUAGGGUUUUUACUUGGAAGCUGUGGAGUUACUGUGGCCUUGACUAGUGAUGCUUGCCAUAAAGGACUGCCAAAAAGCCCAACGGGGGAAAUACCACAAUUUAAAGGUUGGCCAAAGCUCUUAUGGUUUGUCACGGAGUCUAAGCACCUUUCCAAACCUCCUCGGGAUUGGUUUCCACACAUCAAGGAUGCAAAUAAUGACACUGCUUAUAUUGAAUAUAAAACAUGUAAAGAUGGAAGCGUUCUUGGGGUGACCGUGACAAGAAUUGCACUGCUAACACACUGUCAAGCCCUCACCCAGGCAUGUGGCUACACUGAAGCUGAAACAAUUGUGAAUGUAUUAGAUUUCAAGAAGGAUGUUGGCCUCUGGCAUGGGAUUCUAACGAGUGUCAUGAACAUGAUGCAUGUGAUCAGUAUCCCAUAUUCCUUAAUGAAGGUGAACCCCCUUUCCUGGAUACAGAAGGUCUGCCAAUAUAAAGCUAAGGUGGCUUGCGUCAAAUCCAGGGACAUGCACUGGGCAUUAGUAGCACAUCGAGAUCAAAGAGACAUCAACCUCUCCUCUCUCCGUAUGCUGAUCGUUGCUGAUGGAGCAAACCCCUGGUCUAUUUCUUCUUGUGAUGCAUUUCUCAAUGUCUUCCAAAGUAAAGGCUUGCGACAGGAGGUCAUUUGUCCUUGUGCUAGCUCACCAGAGGCUCUCACUGUGGCCAUCCGAAGGCCAACAGAUGACAGCAACCAGCCCCCAGGCAGGGGAGUUCUCUCUAUGCAUGGGCUCACCUAUGGUGUGAUCAGAGUGGAUUCUGAAGAAAAGCUCUCUGUUCUGACAGUGCAGGAUGUAGGCUUGGUCAUGCCUGGAGCCAUCAUGUGUGCAGUGAAGCCAGAUGGAAUUCCUCAGCUGUGCAGAACAGAUGAGAUUGGAGAGCUCUGUGUGUGUGCAAUUGCUACGGGUACAUCGUAUUAUGGCCUCUCAGGCAUGACCAAGAACACUUUUGAGGUGUUUCCGAUGACAAGCUCAGGGGCUCCAAUCAGUGAAUACCCAUUUAUAAGGACAGGAUUACUGGGAUUUAUUGGUCCUGGUGGACUUGUCUUUGUGGUGGGCAAAAUGGAUGGCCUGAUGGUUGUCAGUGGGCGAAGACACAAUGCUGAUGACAUUGUAGCAACAGCGCUGGCAGUAGAACCAAUGAAAUUUGUCUACAGGGGAAGAAUAGCUGUGUUUUCAGUGACUGUCCUUCAUGAUGAAAGGAUCGUUAUUGUCGCAGAGCAGAGGCCAGAUUCCACAGAGGAAGACAGCUUCCAGUGGAUGAGCAGAGUUCUGCAGGCUAUCGAUAGUAUCCAUCAAGUUGGGGUUUACUGCUUAGCGCUGGUUCCAGCAAACACCCUUCCCAAAACACCCCUGGGAGGAAUCCACUUAUCGGAGACCAAGCAACUUUUUCUGGAAGGCUCCCUCCAUCCCUGCAAUGUGUUGAUGUGUCCACAUACUUGUGUUACCAACCUGCCAAAGCCUAGACAGAAACAACCAGAAUGGUGUCUUGGAAAUCCCUUUGUGAAGGUUACUGUCAUCUGGAGGAUUGUGUCCUGGGUGCUUUAUUUUAGAAAGGACAUGGAUAAACUGGAGGGCAUCCAGAAGAAGACAGCUGGGAUGGUGGAAGGUCUCCAGUUGUUCCUGUUUCUCUCAGAGGUUUUGCAGUGGAGAGCUCAGACCACUCCCGACCAUGUCCUCUACACACUGCUUAACUGUAGGGGCACGAUAGCCAACUCUUUGACAUGUGUCCAGCUGCAUAAACGAGCUGAGAAGAUUGCGGUUAUGUUGAUGGAAAGAGGGCACUUGCAAGAUGGAGAUCACGUGGCCUUGGUUUACCCCCCAGGAAUAGACCUAAUCGCAGCUUUUUAUGGCUGCCUAUAUGCAGGCUGUGUGCCAAUAACGGUCCGACCUCCCCAUCCCCAGAACAUUGCCACGACAUUACCGACUGUCAAGAUGAUUGUGGAGGUGAGUCGCUCUGCGUGUUUAAUGACGACACAACUAAUAUGCAAAUUGUUAAGAUCCAGAGAGGCAGCAGCAGCAGUGGACGUGAGAACGUGGCCCCCCAUACUGGAUACAGAUGACUUGCCAAAGAAGCGGCCUGCCCAAAUCUACAAACCUUCUAACCCAGAUACACUGGCAUAUCUUGACUUCAGUGUAUCCACAACUGGAAUGCUAGCUGGAGUAAAGAUGUCCCAUGCGGCCACUAGUGCCUUUUGCCGUUCUAUUAAGCUGCAGUGUGAACUUUACCCAUCUAGAGAAGUUGCUAUCUGUUUGGAUCCUUACUGUGGGCUUGGGUUUGUCCUCUGGUGCCUCUGCAGUGUUUAUUCAGGACACCAGUCUAUUCUGAUUCCUCCCUCAGAGCUGGAGACCAAUCCUGCCCUGUGGCUUCUUGCUGUGAGUCAGUAUAAAGUCCGAGACACUUUCUGUUCCUACUCAGUCAUGGAGCUUUGCACCAAGGGACUAGGCUCACAGACAGAAUCAUUGAAGGCAAGAGGACUGGACUUGUCCCGGGUACGGACCUGUGUGGUGGUGGCAGAAGAACGCCCUCGAAUAGCCCUCACACAAUCAUUUUCAAAAUUAUUUAAAGAUCUGGGUCUCCAUCCAAGAGCUGUUAGCACAUCAUUUGGCUGUAGAGUGAACCUGGCGAUCUGUUUACAGGGAACAUCUGGACCUGAUCCAACAACUGUAUAUGUUGAUAUGAGGGCACUAAGACAUGACAGAGUCCGUCUAGUAGAAAGAGGAUCUCCUCACAGUUUGCCCCUCAUGGAAUCAGGAAAAAUCCUCCCUGGAGUCCGUAUCAUAAUUGCAAAUCCAGAAACCAAAGGACCUUUGGGAGACUCUCAUCUUGGGGAGAUCUGGGUUCACAGCGCUCACAACGCCAGUGGCUAUUUUACUAUUUAUGGAGAUGAAUCUCUUCAGUCAGAUCACUUUAAUUCAAGAUUAAGUUUUGGAGACACACAGACUAUUUGGGCUCGAACAGGCUAUUUGGGAUUCCUGAGGAGAACUGAGCUUACAGAUGCCAACGGAGAGCGCCACGAUGCCCUUUACGUUGUGGGUGCAUUAGAUGAAGCUAUGGAAUUGCGAGGAAUGAGGUAUCAUCCAAUCGAUAUUGAGACAUCUGUGAUCAGAGCCCAUAAGAGUGUCACAGAAUGUGCCGUGUUUACUUGGACAAAUUUAUUGGUCGUCGUGGUUGAGCUGGAUGGAUCAGAGCAAGAAGCCUUGGACCUUGUUCCUUUAGUCACGAAUGUGGUUCUAGAAGAACAUUACCUGAUUGUAGGCGUGGUGGUGGUGGUGGACAUUGGUGUCAUUCCUAUCAACUCCCGUGGAGAGAAGCAGCGUAUGCACCUACGAGAUGGAUUUUUGGCAGACCAGCUAGAUCCAAUUUAUGUGGCCUACAACAUGUAGUUUUGUCCCUUUGGCUUCCAUG